This is a messenger RNA of Melanaphis sacchari, 2600 nucleotides long. Its product is annotated as zinc finger protein 501. Gene Ontology annotation, biological process: regulation of transcription by RNA polymerase II. Bases 723 to 2090 code for a protein of 455 amino acids. NCBI's taxonomy places the organism in Eukaryota, Metazoa, Arthropoda, Insecta, Hemiptera, Aphididae. Gene Ontology annotation, molecular function: DNA-binding transcription factor activity, RNA polymerase II-specific; RNA polymerase II transcription regulatory region sequence-specific DNA binding. The record is from RefSeq and is a predicted model, not a curated record. Gene Ontology annotation, cellular component: nucleus. The transcript has 3 exons.
AUUGUUUUAGAAUUUGAUAAAACAAAGUAAAACAUAAAACCGCAUUGCAUAUGAAUACGUAUUAUUAUUUAUUAUUUAUUUUCUUUAAUCAUUGUUCUCCGAGACUAAGCAGUCGUUUGCAUUACAGAUUUGUCCUGUGUACCUAUGUAUUUAUUUUUUUCGCAUUUUUACUUAUACAGUAUACACCGUAAAUGAGUAAAUUCAAAAAACAUUAAGGAAGACCUAAUUCAGUAUGAAACAGUUAAGAACGACUAUUAAUAACUACGAUAAAUUCUAAAACAAACUAUGUCAAAUAGAAGAAAAUGUCCAUAGAAAAAGAGCAAAAAUAAAGGAUCUGCAAUACAUUAUUUAAUUCUAAAAAAGCUUUUGACAAAGUAUACAUUGAUUCAUACCAGUUCAAGGCAAAAGCUAUUUGUGAUUAUUGUAAUAAAUUAUUUCAUAGUAAAUAAUGAUUGAAAUCACAUAAUAUACUAUGUCAUACAGGAGAAAAAACAUGUAAAUGUGAUACAUGUGAUUAAGUGUUUUCUGUAGAUUUAAACUUAGCUGCGAAUACAAGGAUUAUAUACUGGGAAAAGUUGUUUAAAUGUGAUACCUCAAGUGUUUUCUACAGAUUAAAAUUUAGCAGUGCAUACAAGGUCAUAUACUAGGAAAAAGCCAUAUAAAUGUGAUAUCUGUAAUAAGACAUUUUUUUAAGCAGAAAAUUUAAAAUUUAUUCAAACAAAAUGUCAUUCAAUUGUGAUGUAUGUAAUGAAGAUUUUUCUUUAUGUUUUUCUCGUCAUGAAAGCACAUGUGCAAUAGAUAAUCCAUGUAUAUGUGUCAUCUGUUUUAAAGUGUUUUCUUCAGAAUAUGAAUUAACAAAGCAUGAAAAGACACAUAAUGAGGAAAAGCCAUAUGGAUGUGAUAGUGAUGAAACAUUUCCUCCAGUAGAGAAUUUAAAAAGCCAUACAAAAACACAUUCAAACGAAAUAUCAUUCAAAUGUGAUGUAUGUAAUGAAGAUGCUUCUACAUGUUAUACCCGUCAUGAAACAUUUUCUCAAACAGGAACUUCAAAAAGUCAUAAAAGCACAUAUAAAAUAAAAAAGCCAUUUAUAUGUGAUAUCUGUUUUAAAGUUUGUUCUUCAGAAUCUAAUUUAGCAAUGCAUGACAGGAUACAUACUGGGGAAAAGCCGUAUAAAUGUAAUAUUUGUGGUAUGGCGUUUUCUGUAGAAUCAAAUUUAACAAAACAUAUAAGGACACAUACAGGAGAAAUGCCAUAUAAGUGUGAUGUAUGUGAUAAAGAAUUUCCCAGAUCAGAUCAAUUAAAAUGCCAUACAAGGACGCAUACAGGAGAAAAGCCUUAUAAAUGUGAUAUCUGUGAUGAAAUGUUUUCUCACUUAGGAAAUUUAAAAAGCCAUAUGAUGUUACAUACAGAAGAAAAGUCAUAUAACUGUGAUUUUUGUGAUAAAGUGUAUCAUACAUAUUCAGAAUUAUCGAAACAUUCAAGGGCACAUAGUGGAGAAAAGCCGUAUAAAUGUGAUAUCUGUGAUAAAACAUUUUCUUUUAUUGGAACUUUAAAAAAUCAUACUAGGACACAUACAGGAGAAAAGCCAUAUAAAUGUGAUAUUUGUAGUAAAGGGUUUAAAACAUUUUCUGUUCUAUUAGUGCACAAAAGAACACAUACGGGUGAGAGGCCAUAUAAAUGUGAUGUCUGUGAUGAAACGUUUUCUCAAGCAGGAAAUUUAAAAUGCCAUAUGAAGACACAUACAGGGGAAAAGCCUUAUAAAUGUGAUGUCUGUGAUAAAAGUUUUCCUAAUAAUCCUAAGUUGACAAGGCAUAAAAAAACUCACACAGGAGAAAAACCUUAUAAAUGUGAUGAAUGUAAUAAAAGGUUUUCUUUAAAUUCAAAUUUAAUUACACAUAAAAAGUUGCAUGCUAAGAAAAAACUGUUUAAAUGUGAUAACUGUGAAGAAACGUUUUCUCAAGCAAUAGAUUUAAAAAUGCAUUCAAAAACUCAUUCAAAAGAAAUUUUAUUCAAAUGUGACGUAUGUAAUGAAGAGUUUUCUUCAAAAACUAAAUUAAAAGUGCAUAUAAGGGCAUAUCAUCCUAUAUAAUAAGAGAAAAUUCACAUAAAUGUGUCAUCUUUGGUAAAGGGUCUUUUGUAAAAUCAAAUUUAAUAAUGCAUUCAAGGACACAUACUAGAUAAACGUCUGAAUAAUAUUAGAAAUAUAAAUGUGAUUUUUGUGUUAAAAGAUAUACUAACGCAUACAAUUUAACAGAGCAUACUAGGAUACAUAUCAAGAAAAGUCCUUAAAAAUGCAAUUUAUUCUGGGUUCAGUUACAAGAUGGAUAUUAAUGUAAUAUUUGGUUUUCUAGCAUUGAUUGAUGACUAUAUUUGUAAAUCAAAUUUUGUAUUGGUACAUACACAUUUUUAUCAAAAUGAUCAAGAUAUCAUAGCAUUCCCAUAUGUUAUUUAUUAUUAUGUUUAUAUUAUCCUAAUUUAAAUAACUUUGUUAAUAUAUUACUGUAUAUCCUUGUACUUCCUGACACAUCAUGUGAAACUAAAUUAACUGACUCUUUAUUUGAAAGAAUUAAGAAAUUAUUUUAGAAACAUAACGUCUGAA